AUGUGCUCAGUUCAUACGGCACGUGCGUACACCGUCCUCGAUGGGCAAUGCUGGCCUGAAACCACAUUACAGACUGUCACGCUCCAGUCACACAUUACAACUACCCCGUCCAGGACGGUUGAACUCGCGAACCCUAUCAUCAGUCCUCCCAGGCCGUCGCCAGUUUUCCAUCUUCCGUGGCCCUGGACCUUCCCACCGCUGUGCACCUCUCCUCUUCCUAGCAUACAAUCCAGCUUGUGUGUCUUCACAAGCACAGCCUUUGCAUCAGGCCGUGGCAUUUCCAUCGUCACUACCCCAGAACUCGCUGCACAUUUUGCUUCCCUCCCUGCCUUCACAUCUCCUGCACUAGAGACCGACAAGACCAACAAGUUCAGCGGAUCAUGGUUCACGUCUAGCAUCCCACACAAAGGCACCGGAACCCUCGCCCUGCACAAUCUAGCGCCCCACACGCAAAUCCUGCGCUACACACCAGUAUUUCUCGCCCACCUGGAAGCUGACCUUCCAACGCUCGACCGUGAGGCCCUCUGGCGCGUAGCAAUCACGCGCCUCCCAUCAGCAGCCCGCCUCUCUUUCUUGGACCUAACCUAUAUCUACGGCGACGCGCGCGUGCGCAUCCAAGACGUCACCAAAGCGAAUACGUUCCAGCUCUCCAUCCGCGACGCCAACCACCUCGCCAUCUUUCCGGAGACCAGCCGCUUGAACCACGACUGUGCGCCUAAUGCGCAGUACGUGCUGGAUCCGAACCUGCUGACGCACACUGUGCAUGUCACGCGCGAAGUCCCCGAGGGUGAUGAGAUCACAAUCGCGUAUACGAGUCCCCUUGACAGCGUAGCCACGCGGCGCGAGCGGCUGGCGGAUGGCUUCCACUUUGAGUGUCGGUGUCAGAGGUGUCUUCAUAGCGAGCGCUCAGAUGGAGUGCUGGCGCGUAUCAGUGAGUUGCAAGGCCAGUUGAAUGAUUGGAGCGCUGCCUCGCGUGCGAGUCCGGACAUGGCGGAGGAACUGCUGAGCUUGUAUGUUGGGGAGGGGUUGGAGGGUUUUUUGGAUGUGCCGUAUGGGUUUGCGGCGUUGGCAUUCAAUGCAGUCGGGAGGAUAGACGAGGCCAGAGUAUGGGCUGGAAAGGCUAGAAGUGCGGUGAUUAUGAAAGAUGGUAAGGAUGCGGACGCGUUGAGGAUUUGGAAUAGCUUGUUGGACGACACCGAAGCGCAUUGGAGUUUUAGAAAACGCUUGUAG
Molecule: messenger RNA, 1230 nt
Organism: Ascochyta rabiei
Lineage: Eukaryota; Fungi; Ascomycota; Dothideomycetes; Pleosporales; Didymellaceae
Exons: 1
Coding region: 1-1230 (409 amino acids)
Molecular function (GO): protein binding
Source: RefSeq, a predicted model, not a curated record